Molecule: messenger RNA, 561 nt
Organism: Arctia plantaginis
Lineage: Eukaryota; Metazoa; Arthropoda; Insecta; Lepidoptera; Erebidae
Source: the annotation of a GenBank genome assembly
AUGUCGUCUGGCCGCUCAAAGUCGUCGAUUCUAGACAAACCGCUGAGCAAAGGCAAAGGGGAGGUGUCCUUAGCAUUUUAUGCACUUUUAUUCUCAGAAAUAGUUCAAUAUUGUCAGAACCGAUCACAUUCCAUCCACGAGCUACAGAACAAAUUAUCAGACAUAGGGCAAGAUGUAGGCACUAGACUGCUUGACUUAUAUUUUGUGAGAGAAAAAGGCAGUAAACGUGAAAUAAAACUACUAAAUAUGUUGUUAUUUGUGAAGUCUACAUUAUGGAAGGUGUUGUUUGGCAAGGAGGCAGACAAAUUGGAACAUGCCAAUGAUGAUGAGAGAACAUAUUAUAUUAUAGAGAAAGAUGCUUUGGUCAAUAAAUUCAUCAGUGUACCAAAAGACAAGGGUUCAUUGAAUUGCGCCACCUUCAAUGCAGGCAUCAUAGAAGCUGUGCUCACUAAAAGUGGAUUUCCAGCGAAAGUGACAGCGCACUGGCACAAAGGAACCACGUACAUGGUGAAGUUUGACGACGCAGUCACGACUAGAGACAAGUCACUGGAUGAUCGAUAA